ACGGAAAUUGAAUUGAGAACCGCUGGUUUAGCCUAAAAGCUAAUUAGCGCCAUGUUAGCAACAUGCUAAAGUACGUCAUAGUCGCUAACUCAGUCGCCACGAAGGCUAGGUCAAGCUAAUGCUGCUAAGACUCUGCACAUUUUGAUACACGUAAAUAUAGUAUAUAUAUUUUUAAUGUUGGUCUUUUUUAACCGAUUUUAAAAAAAGUCGUGCUUUUAUUGUGGAAUCGAACUCAUGUUUCCCGUUUUUAACAUCAUUUUACUGUGUGUGACUUGACGUUUCUGAGUGGAAAGACUUUUCCAGAAGAUGUGUAAUGUCCUGGCAGCAGCGUCCAGAUCUGCUGAGCAGAGAGAGAAACAAACAAACGUUCGAUUCAUCCCGACUGUGACUCAUCAUUUAGCAUAUACACUGUUCACAGUACCGUCCGCGGCACAUCAACAAAACACUCUCAUUGUUGCCACGUCACGUCAUCAAAAAGGUGUAAGAUAUUUGGUUGCUCAGGACAGACCGACGUAGGAUGGAGAAAACGGAGCUCACAUCCUUCAUUAAACUGCAGGAAAACAAGGUCAACCAACAGUGACGGAGGACGGAGGAGUUGUUGUGGCUGCUGUUCUGUCGUUGAUUGUCUGCAGACUGGAGCAAAGGUCUCGGAAGAUGACGAGCCUUGAAGGGGAUGAAGUCCAGCAGCUUGGCUCAGACUGGACACUGCUCCUGAGAUUAAGGUCAAUUUGGGAGAAAAUAAAACUCUCUGAUGUCUCGUGCGUCUCUUCAAAUCUACGCCGCAACCAAAGACCAAAGGCAGUUCUGAAGACUUUGAAGCAAGAUGACCGUAAUAAAGUGGGGCGUCAUUUUACAUGCCGGAAUUCGGAGACGUCUGGAAGAUGCAGCACAGAUGAGUUUUGGCUCCUGUUUUGGACAUUUGCACUGUGGAAAACCAAAGUAACAACUGUAGCAUCAGCACCCGUGUCUUCAACUUCAGCAGAAGGACUGAGAGACAGGAACCAUGAAAGAUAACUAUGGUGGAUACGAAAACCAGCUUUUCAAAGAGGAGGAUUUCACUGGAGAGGAAGAGGAAAUGCCUUCAUUUAGAGCUCGCAGCAGAGGAGGUUGUGUGCGGUGUCAGCAGAGCCAUUCGCUGCAGCUGGCUGUGAAAGUCCUCUAUGGAUUUGUGGCGUUCCUCAUCAUUACGGUGGCAGUACUCGCAUCACUGGUGUUCAGGAAGGUGGAGAGAAUGUCGGCAGAAGAGUCCGUCUACCACACCAAGAUCUCCACCGUGCAGCAGGGAAUAGAUGACCUGAGCUCCACCACCAACUGCUCCAGCUGCCUCGACGUGACUCUGUACAGUGAGGAGAUCAGACGGCUGAAGAGAGAGUUCGAAGACCUCCAGAGGAUGAUACUGGGACAGGAGCAGGUUCUGGACCAGGCCACUCAGGACCAGGCCACUCUGAGGGCCACCAACACCAGGGUGAUGCGUGAAGUUCAAAACCACCUAACCUCCAUCAGAUUUCUAAACCAGUCCCUGGAAAGGUACCUGGAUCGUGUGGAGGCCUGGAAGGACGUGGUCACUGAGACGGAGGAGAAGAUGAAGACCCUGACAGAGGACCAGUACGACAUCAAGGCAACGGCACAUCAAAUCAACACCACAGUGGCUCUGAGCACGCUGUGGAUCGACGCCCUCCAGAGAAAGGCCGACGAAGAGACCCUGGUUCUUCACAGGUUGACCAACGACUGGCAGAACUACAGCCGGGUUCUGAGUGCGUUAAAAUCCAACUCCAGCAACAUUAUGCAGACCGUGCAUUCCCUCCAAAACAACGUCAUAAACGACCACCAGAGGAUCGCCAUGUCCUUGGAGGUGUACUACGAUCUGACUCAGCAGGUGAUGAAUCUGCAGAUGCAACUCGACAACGUGACAUCCUACAUGGAUGAACAUGAGGAGAACAUGCACGACCUGCACUACCAUUCCAGGUACUACGAGAACCGCACAGGUGAACGCUUCUCCGCUUUGGACGGUCGUCUGAACUCCAUCAACAUGGAGAUCGACACCGUCUCCUCCAGCAUCAAUGCCACGGUCAGCCAUGUUCAGAGCAUGUACAAGUACAUCAACAUAGAGAGCUCGUCCUGCCAGAGUCGCCUGGGCCGACACACCGAGGACCUGCAGAUUCUGAACAACACAGUGUUGUUACUGCUCCACCUGGCCGACACGCUCAGGCAGCAGAACAUGUUGUUGAACGUCCGACUGGACGUGGACGUCAGGAACCUGUCCGUGGUGAUGGAGGAGAUGAAGCUGGUGGACGUUCAUCACACACAGCUCAUUAAAAACUUUACUAUUCUAAAAGGGGCUCCGGGACCACCGGGACCCAAAGGAAACCGUGGUGAAUCUGGUUCAAAAGGUCCUGUUGGAAUCACUGGCAGCAAAGGAGACAGCGGACCCAGUGGGGGCCGCGGAGCCGCCGGAGAGAAGGGGGCUCAGGGGCCAAAUGGUGCCCGGGGUGAACAGGGUCCCAGUGGCAGCAGAGGACCAGUAGGAGCCAAAGGGGCCAAAGGUUCUCUGGGAAUACCUGGACCACGAGGAGAAAAGGGCCAGAAAGGUGACAUGGGUCCUUCUGGAAAGGAUGGGCCUCCAGGACCUUCAGGGCCUCUGGGCAUCCAGGGUCAGUCAGGGCUCCCGGGUGUCACUGGGCCAACAGGACCAAGGGGGAAACCAGGGCCGGUUGGGCCACCGGGACCUCCAGGAACUCCUGGACCUCCAGGGCACCCUUACCCACAUAAUCCCAGCCUCAACAGUCCGGAGCGGACGGAUGAUCCUGCAGCUGGGUCUAAAAGGCAUUAAUGAAGUUCAACCACAAACGACAAGAAACCAACGGAA
Molecule: messenger RNA, 2866 nt
Organism: Cynoglossus semilaevis (tongue sole)
Lineage: Eukaryota; Metazoa; Chordata; Actinopteri; Pleuronectiformes; Cynoglossidae
Gene: scara3
Product: scavenger receptor class A, member 3
Exons: 16
Coding region: 1004-2830 (608 amino acids)
Source: RefSeq, a predicted model, not a curated record